CACAUCAACAUCUGUUACAGUGUACUAGUGCAUGUCAACAUUUGUCACAGCGUACCAGUCAACAUCAGCAUCUUUCACACUGUCCCAGUGCACACGUCUGCAAUGUGUUUCAUUGCAACAUCAACUUUUGUCAAUGUCUCUAAAUGUCAACACCAGGGGUGGACUGACCAUUUGGAAACUCGGGCACUGCCCGAGGGCCCGGGGUCAGUAGGGGGCCCCAUGAGAUGCCCCUGGUACCUUUUGCAUAGGUUUUUUUUUGAGUUUGGGCAAGCACACAGGGGCCCCAUGAUCCCCUAUUGACGACCCAUGA
Molecule: messenger RNA, 310 nt
Organism: Staurois parvus
Lineage: Eukaryota; Metazoa; Chordata; Amphibia; Anura; Ranidae
Source: the annotation of a GenBank genome assembly